CUCUAAAUUAAACAAGUCUAAUAAAAGGUGGAGAGGAAGGUGAAGGGGAAGGGUAGAGAAAGGAGAGGGAACACACCGACCCUUUCUUACCUGUCUGUCAGUUUUUUACUAUUCCUAACAUGCUUUCUUCUCUUCUUCUUCUAUUCUUCCAAUCUGCAACUUUUUUUUCUCUCUCCUUUUCUCACUGUUAACUCCGGACAGAUCUGCUCUACCGCCGGUCUAAUUUUCCGGCAGUGUUACUUCCUCUACAGGAAGGAAGCUUUGCAUUACACCUCCAGACCUGUAAUGCUUCCAUAUUUAGUAGUGAUAAAAGAGAAGAGAAAAUGAAUCGGAGCUUCAGAGAUUCUUUGAUCACCGGGAAGAAUUUCCCUAUCUCUUCGCAGCAUCGGCGAGGACUUAGUCUUAAUGGAGCUUCUAGGGAGCCCGACGAUCAUUUGGAUCUCUUCUCCAAAAGUCGCCGGAGUGUUUCUGUUGCCUCCUCCGACGAGACUGAUGUUACGGUUAAGCUGGGAAGGCUUUCAAUUGGAUCAGUAAAACAAUUAAAGAGUGGAUUAGAGGAUCCGUUGGCAUCUACGGAAGGAGAGAAACAUGAUUAUGAUUGGCUCCUCACUCCUCCAGGAACACCUCUUGUUCCUACAUCAGAUGGAAGUGAAUCAAAACCAGCUUCAGUGGGUCCAAGGGGCAGCUCAUUGGGAAGAUCUUCUUCCACUACUAAGGCUUCAAGGCUUUCAGUGUCUCAUUCAGAGAGCAACACUCCUGCAAGACCAACUCGGAGUAAUUCAGUAACUCGACCUUCCAUUUCUAGCUCUCAGUAUAGUACUUACUCAAAUAAAUCAGGCUCUAUUCUAAACACAAGCUCUGCAUCGGUCUCCUCCUAUAUUAGACCAUCUACACCAACCAGGCGUUCAUCUUCUUCAGCCAGGCCUUCCACGCCGACCUCCCGUGCAACAGUGUCCAGACCUUCGACUCCUUCUAAAGCCGGCCAAGCACCAAGUACUUCUAGGCCAACCCAGAGCUCAAGACCUUCUACUCCAACAUCUCGGCCCCAAAUAUCGGGAAACUUGAAUACUCCUUCAAGGCCUACUUCAAGGCCUUCAACACCUACUCGUCGGACUAUAACGCCUUCAUUAUCUCCAGCAUCUAGAUCUUCAACUCCAGCAGGGCGCCCUGUCACCAAUGGACGAACUGCAGCUUCUCUUUCUCGUCCAAGCUCCCCUAGUCCCCAAGUUCGGCGACCAUCGCAGCCAAUAGUUCCCCCAGAUUUUUCACUUGAAACACCACCAAACCUACGCACAACACUGCCAGAUAGACCACUGUCUGCUGGUAGGUCCAGGCCGAAUCCUUCUGUCACUACCAAGGGUAAUGCAGAAACUCCAAGCGUUGCAAAUCCUCGAAGACAGUCAUCCCCCAUUGUUAGCAGGGGAAGACUAACAGAGCCCGCUGGUAGAGGACGAGCGCUUGGCAGUGGGCAGCUAAGUGAUAUAUCUGAUUCCCGCAGGGCUUCACAUGUCUCAGAGUUGUCUACAAGGAAGCCUGUAAAGAUUGCUGCGGACAACAUGGGACUUGGAAGGACAAUUUCUAAAAAAUCCCUUGACGUGGCAAUCAGGCAUAUGGAUAUUAGAAAUGGUAAUGGUGUUCGUCCAACUUCUGGUUCAACUCUCUUUCCUCACAGUAUUCGAUCCACAAAUGGGAAAGGCCAGCCUUCUCAUGGUUCGACUGGUGCAUCCUCUUUCAAUGAGAAUGCAUCUUACCACUACAAUGGUAAUCUUCCAGAAAAUGGUAAUUACCUUAACAGAUCAUCUGAGAACGGGAGUGAAGAGGCCAAGUCUCAGCAUUCAGCAAAAUUGACAGAUAUUGAUAUUUAUGAGAGUUCUCGUUACGAUACGCUUCUGCUGAAAGAGGAUAUGAAAAACACGAAUUGGUUGCACAGUAUUGACGACAAGUCGGACCAAGAAACCAUAUUUGGUAACGGGUUCGAGUUGCUGCCUGAACCUUUUAGCCCUUUGCAAUAUUUGUGAAGUGAUAUUCCUUUGUGUUAUUAAUAAUUUUUCGUUUUGAGUUUUAUUUGUUGGUAAAAUCAUUUGUUUGCAAAAGAAGAUAAGAAGAUAUGGAAUGUGGCAAAUUAGCCCAUGAGGACUGUGAAAGGCAACCUACUAUAUCUAUUUAGUUUCCAUUUAUUAUGCAAGCAAAAGGAAAUCUUUUUUUUUCUCAUUCCAUGUGCCACAUGAAGGUGGUUGCGUCAAAUUAUGGAUGUUAGUAGAUCUUAUCCAGUUGAAAUGAAGCCUUUACCAUUGUA
Solanum pennellii is the source of this 2296-nucleotide messenger RNA. RefSeq names its product mucin-5AC. Gene Ontology annotation, cellular component: cortical microtubule. The transcript is spliced from 5 exons. The record is from RefSeq and is a predicted model, not a curated record. Lineage: Eukaryota; Viridiplantae; Streptophyta; Magnoliopsida; Solanales; Solanaceae. Gene Ontology annotation, biological process: cortical microtubule organization. The coding region runs from base 324 to 2018 and encodes 564 amino acids.